AUGAAUAUACAAGAAGAGUUUGUUGGUUCGUUCAUGUGUACAAUUAUUUUGUUAAAGGGAUUCUUUCUGUUGAUAAGUUCAGAAUUUAUUUCAAAUUUCGUUCCUUCUGAGAGCAGAAAGAAAAGAAAGGAGGAUUAAUAAAUUAAACCUUUAUACAGAUUAAAAAUGAUUCUUAAUUUUGCUUAUUUUUAUAUAUGUUUGUUUGUUAGUUAGUUAGUUAUUAUUGGUUUAUUAUAAGCAUAAUAUUAGUUGAGCAUAUAUCUAUUCAUUAAAUUUAAUAUAGCUAUUAAAAUAUUGAGAUUAUUAUUUAUACAUUAAAAAUGUUGCUCUUGCUUGAAAGUGUGUGUUUAAUAAUUAAUUAAUUAAUGA
This is a messenger RNA of Tetrahymena thermophila SB210, 369 nucleotides long. Its product is annotated as transmembrane protein, putative. The transcript has a single exon. Lineage: Eukaryota; Ciliophora; Oligohymenophorea; Hymenostomatida; Tetrahymenidae. The record is from RefSeq and is a predicted model, not a curated record.